CAGGAAAAUUCCUCAUUUCUCUUCCACUCUUUCUUUAUCUCUUGCUCCGGCGACUGCCGACUCUCUCCUGGAUCCCCUGUCGCGAAAUUACUCUUUGCCAAGAUCAACGCAGAUGGGUUCUGUAGAUCAAAGUUUCAUCAACAAGAGGAGCAACCAGCAGCACCUUGACACUCAAUUAAAUGAGCAAAAUGCAGCAAAGAGAUUAAAACUAAGCACAACAAUCAUACCCCCCAAAACUAAAUGUCAUCGAAAUUUAUCAUAUCAGUCUGCUAAUCAAGUUCAUAUCUGAACUAAAUGAGGAGCAGAAGCUGAUAGUUCACAAACUUGGGUUCGGUUCUUUGCUUCAUAUAUCAUGCAACUUCAUAUUGGAUGAUAUAUUUGAAUGGUUAGGAAUGCAGUUCAACACCACUACUUCCAGAAUUGAACUAAGAAAUGGUUUCAAGUUCCACUUGACAAAAUUAACUGUACACAAAAUCCUAGGCAUUCCAUGUGGUGGUUUUCCAAUACCAACAAAGCCUUCAAAACAAACUGUUGAUUUCAUGAACACAUCUCUUGGAACAACAAAACCAACCCCAGAACACUUGCUAUCGAUGCUAUCUGAAAACAUACCAGAAGAAGCUUUCUCUAGGAUUUUUAUGCUCCUUGUACUUUCCAUUCUAAUUGCACUGAAUUAAAAGGGACUUCUAAGCAAAAAAUACUACAAUGCGUUGGUCAAUAUUGAGUCAGUUCCAAAAUACAAUUGGUGCCUCUUUACCCUGUCUUUCUUGGUUCAUGAGAUUGCAAAAAUGCAGUCAAGUGUUGGGAAGAAGAGGUCAAACCUAGCAGGAGGUUGUAAAGUAUUGUUAGUGUUUGAAUUCUUGAUCACUUCUGACUACAAGAUUUCAACCAGUACGUUCCCAAGACUUCCUUUGUGGUCAGCAACAAUGCUUAGAUCAUUCAUCGCUCUAGACACAAAGCCUGGAGUCAAUAUUGAGUUUGCGAGGCUUGAAAUGAAGCACAUAACAGCAACUCCAUUCGCUGAUUCUAUCGAUGAGUCACCUAUGCAAUUACCUGAAUCAAUUUUGCACUACAUCAAUAGCAAACUACCAUCGAUUCACAACAUACAGGUUUGCAAAUCCAAUUCAGAAGCAAGAAUACUUGACUUUUACUUACAAAGUAGUAGGUUCAUCUAUUUUUUUAUGAUUGCUUCGAGCUCAAUUUAUUCUUUUUCAAUUCUCAUUUUCUUAAAAAUAGUAAAGGAUUAAGCUUCAGAGUUCCAGUCAGAAAAUUUGGCAGACAGUUUUAACAAACUCUAUUCGAACGCUGCAAUCUUAUGUUGACGAUGUUCUCAGUUUGUUACCCUCAAGUUCUCCUUCUAAAGAUCAACCUCAAUAUCAACCUUCUACAGUUACAGAUCUUUCAGGAGUGCACUUGGGUAAUGUUGUAUCUAACGUUGAUUCAACUCGUUACCUGAUACCCAUUAGUGUAAUGCAGAAACAUCCACACUUGGACUCAUUCAUCUAUUCAACUGAUUUCUUGCAUUUUCCUGGCCCUCAUUCAUAUCCUCCAAGCUUUGAUUCAGAAAAUACUCGCGAACUAAUUGAUUCAAUGAUUGUAUAUUUCUCUGAACGCCUGCUUAUUGAUGAGCAAAUAAAUUUCGCUACUCCAAUAUCUAUUGGAUCUCCAAGUUCCACAGAUUUAGCGGUUCUAGAAGUUUUCAGCAGAGAUGAAAUUAAUGAAAACUUUACCUAUACAGUCAUUUCUCCUAAAGAAGGUAAUACAAACUUUUUAUACAAUAAAGCUUUUGUUCUGUCCACUUUUUCUUUAUUUUGCAGUCCAUAAAUAUUUUUCUUCAUAUUUAAACUACUUACAAUAUCGCCAGUUCUUUCUUAUUAUUAGUAAAUAACUAUUCAUUUUUCUGUUUAUUCGUUGUACAAAUACCAGUUAUCCUGGAUUCUCUUAGAAAUAAACCAACAUGGGAAGACUUGAAUUCAACAGUAAAUCAUAACUGGAGACAAGAGAAAUUUAGCUCUACUCACUGGAAAUUUAUCUCAGCUGAUUCAUCUGCCACAGGAGACUCUUUUUAUUGUGCACCACAUCAAGUCAAACUAGAAGCAUUACAAGACAAGUCAAUUAUCAUUAAUUCACAUCCCUACCAUGAAACACUUGCAGAAAAAUGUUAAACCAAUCUCCCAUCUACUCAAAUGUCUCAACCAGCACCUCCACCUAAUUCUUUCCCAGCAAACUACACUGAAGAUGACAUACCAAGUUUCAAUGCAAUAACCGAUGCACUACAAGAUACAGUCCCACCCUGUAUGACUUCUUAUCAAACAAGCAUCUACUCUCAUCUGGGUUCUUCUUCCAAACUUGACAAACCUGAGACUCAUACAUAUCCUAGGUUCUUCAAUGCUAAUACUCCAUUCCUGUAUAGCAAUAGUCCACUAAGGCCUUUCAAGAUUAAUUCUCCGCAGCAAGAAAUUUCCUUUGGAAAUCCACUUAACGAUCCAGCAUUGCUCAAAAUGAUGGAAGAAUUUGAAGUUAAAUCCAAAAGCAAUCAGAUAGAUGCAGGAAAGAAGCAGUUUCAAAACUUCUCUUCUGCAAAAAUUAUUCAGCAGCCCAACUAUUUGCAGUUCCAACAAGUUAUCUUCUCAACACCAGUGCAAGUAGAAUUCUACAAGACAAUGACUGCAGCUCUUCCAGUUCUGGACUCAAGAAUAUUCCAAGUGAAUGAAGUAUGGGUUGACCAGAAAACCUUAACUAUUUCCUUAAGACCUGGUUGCUGGAUGAAUCCGCACUCUCUGGAUUGUUACUCAAAGAUGCUCAAUACUCACCAACUAAUCCGUAGUAGGCAAGGCCUAAUACCAAAUACUGAUGUUAUUAGGAACAUUGUGCACAGAGAAGAUAUGGCAAUACUCAUGAGGCCUAUGCUUGAUCAUUCAGACCCAAUAUGCAUACACAUUUUAAGUGAAGCAAGAGUUGGCUUCAGAUUGGAAAUAGCAAAUUUUGUCCACUUGCCUUGCUUCGAUGAUAAGCAAUGGAUUCUAAUAACAGCAAACCUACAGAGUGGAAGAUUUUUUGAUAUUAUGUAUCCCGAUGGGUCUGGACAAGACAGAUUCACAACUAUAAUAAGCACUGUCUGUUACAAUUUCAAGUCACUGUUUGCACUCACCUACCCUAACUGCAAUGCAUUCAGCAUCAAAGACUUUGACUACAGAUUCAUUGUAGUUCCUAGGAAUCAUUUCAGGUACAACACAAGUGUUUUCCUUCUUCAAAUACUAAAAACAUAUCGUGGCAUGGGAGUUCUUGGAUUCUCUACUGUUGAUCUCCAAGCUAUGCGCGAAAUAUUUUUGUAUGAGAUUGCAACCUACCAAAACAGUGAGGUCCAACUACCAGUCGUGAGGCCAUUUCUUCAAAACCACGGUUCCCGGUCUUUCAAAUAAAAGGACUUCGCACAUCAAGAGAAUGAAUAGCUGAAAGGACCACUUGAGGGUGUAAAAUGGUUGAGAUGAUAAUUUCGGCGAGCUUCACAUUUCAAUAUCGAAACAAGGGUCAAGACAAGCCAUUAUUAAGUUGUUUCUGGCUUCCACUAGUGUAGUUGUUCUAAGUGAUACACCCCCUGCCAUUAUGAAUUUACUUACGGAGAAGUGACUGUAUUUUUUUUAAAAUUCAGUUGUACUACCUAGAAUAAAAUUUCCUUUUGAACAACUAAACUAGUGGAAGCCACUACCAAAUUCUGAAAGAAUUCAUUCAGCAGCUUUUCUGUGAUUUUAUGGAGAUUUUAUAUUGUUAUGAAAAUUCA
Aegilops tauschii subsp. strangulata is the source of this 3778-nucleotide messenger RNA. The record is from RefSeq and is a predicted model, not a curated record. Lineage: Eukaryota; Viridiplantae; Streptophyta; Magnoliopsida; Poales; Poaceae.